AUGUCUAAUUCUACUCGAUUAACUCAAGAUAGCCAACCUUACCUUGAAGGAAACAAAUCUCGAAUCUCAAUUUCAGCUCAUAGCGAUACCGGCGGAUUUUCUCGCUGGAGUGAAAAAUUCCAGAAAUUUAUUUUUGUGUUUAGGUCAGAGCUUUUUUUACCCCAUACUUCUAUGCCAAAGCGUCCCAAUGUCUUUGGUAGUGACUCUGACUUGUCAGAAAGUGACGGGGACGCUAGUAGGUUAAGGCGGCCAAAAAAAUUGGUACUUCCUAAAAGUGAAGAGAGUGCUACGGAGGUGGUAGCUGUGGAUCGUGCGCUCAAUGAACGUGAGCCGAGUGUUGCACAAGACGAUGCUAAAGGCACGGAUUUCAUGCUAUAUCCACUUGAAAAGGAUAUUUUUUCCUCCAGCAUCGAUACCCCGUUGUUCCAGUCGAAUUCCAAUUCAAUUGGGCUUUCAAUGAUGGAAAAAAUGGGGUUCAAGUUGGGAGACUCUCUUGGUAAAUCUGGUGCUUCUUCUGCGUCUACCUUGCUAGAGCCAAUUAAGGUCAUACCAAACUCUGGUAGAGCAGGGAUUGGAGCUCUUUCUGAGGCUGAUCGCUCUUCAGCUCAAGAGGUGGCCGCAACUAGUGAAGACAAGUUCAUGGGCCAUUUAAAAGAGCAGCAAUUGGAGAAGCACAACCAGAAGGUUUGCCAGAAGUUGAUGAAGUUGUGCGUGGAAUUGAAUGAGGACGAAGAUAAGCCAGUCAUGGAGAUAAAUCCACUUUGGCGAAGCUACUGCUUUUUCUGUGGAUGCUUUUAUAAUGAUGCUAAUGAUAUGAGAGUGAAUUGCCCGGGAGUGGAAGAAUCGUUCCACAAAUUAUCAUAA
Molecule: messenger RNA, 864 nt
Organism: Dujonia railenensis
Lineage: Eukaryota; Fungi; Ascomycota; Pichiomycetes; Serinales; Debaryomycetaceae
Source: the annotation of a GenBank genome assembly